Messenger RNA from Copidosoma floridanum, 6256 nucleotides. Its product is annotated as NBAS subunit of NRZ tethering complex. Gene Ontology annotation, biological process: retrograde vesicle-mediated transport, Golgi to endoplasmic reticulum. Lineage: Eukaryota; Metazoa; Arthropoda; Insecta; Hymenoptera; Encyrtidae. The record is from RefSeq and is a predicted model, not a curated record. Gene Ontology annotation, molecular function: SNARE binding. Gene Ontology annotation, cellular component: Dsl1/NZR complex.
GACUGUGAACGUCAUACGUUUGCUGCAUUAAAAUGAGUGAAACAUCUGAAAGUUCAGCUAAUGAAUCGAUUUUGUACGAAAUCCUGGAGUACUUUGCUCGGAAACAAGAGCCUGAACUAACUAAGUAUAAAAAUGAUUUAGCAGUUUUACCAACUUCAGGGACCAUAAAAAAUGCAUUGCGAUACCUUAAUAACAGACAUUCCCUACCUGAAAUAAUUUCUCAACAGAUUAGUUAUACUUUACCGUGGAAAUUUGCUAUAGGAGACAAAGGGCGCAUUCUUGCUAUUUUACAAGAAAAUAUUAUAGAAAUUAGAAAGUCAAAAGAUGAAUAUUCAUCUGUUAUUGGAAAAGCUUCAGCUCCAAAGGAUGCCUUUCCACAGUGGCGUAAACUUGCUUGGAGCCCAGAUGGCUCAAUUUUAGCAUUAGUCUCUAGCAAUGGUUAUAUUUCUUUUUAUAACUCUUUUGGAAAUAAUAUAUUUAAUAUUAGUCCUAAGUCAGUCUCUCAGAACCCAGAUGUCUUAGAAGCUGGCGAUGCUGUAGCAUCUAUAAUAUUUAAGAAGCCAAGAGUUAAGAGUGUUAACUGGGACUAUGAGUUUAUUAGAGUAACUUACAGUGGCUUGCUUAAGUCAUACUGUAUUUCUAACAGUAGUUGCAGUGAAAACCAUGAAUUUUCAUUUAGUGGCUGUUACAGAAAUGGAAUUAAUUCUGUUUCUUACAGCGAAAAACACAACUUAUUUUUUGUUGCCGGAAAUAGUGUUAAUCAAAAUUUAUCUUGUGCAGCUUCACAAAUCGGUUUAACAUGCUGGAGAACCUUGAAUGACCAUCCAUACUAUAAAUUAUCAGUUGCUUCACAGGAUAUUGAAACGCAUAAAUCUAUUUUUUCAAUAUGGAAUUAUAUUCCUGUUAUUAAAAACAAAACACCAAUAAUAUUUAAAACCAGUGUCUCACCGAAUGAUCAACUUAUAUUAUGUCUUCAUGUGGAUGGUACGAUUUCAGUUUGGAGUUUGCCAAAUCUCAAACUACUAAAUCAAUGGACACUUUUUGAUCAACCACAAUAUAAUACGAAGAAUCCAUUGAAAUCCAUGAAACUCAAGAAAGUACUUGCUAACAUAUCAGAGUAUCAACCCCUAGAUACUGGAUGGUGGUCAGACAAUGCUGUGAUAGUAACAAGAUAUUCAGGUUCAGUUUCAGUUUGCUCAAUCAAGAAUUUACAAAACCUUUUAGGAACUAGUCCAGAAUUUUUGUACAACUGUCCACAAAUUGCUGAGCUUAAUGAAUCUAAAGGAUUUUUAUGCUUGGACUGUGAAGUUAUUGUUACAAGUACAAAAAGGAACAGAAAAACAAAUGCAGAUGAGUUGUCAUCAGAUGAUGAGAAAGAGGAAGAUGAAUCAAAGCCAGCUACGAUCCUGAAUUAUACAACUCAUGUGGUCAAGAGUGCUUUGUAUUCUAUUACAGAUAUUGAAAGAUUCCAGCCCAAAAGAAAAAAAUCGAAAGUAUUUCAUAGAACUUACAGACUUGUUGGUAUCAAAAGCACAACACCAGAAGAACUUUACUCUAGAAAAAUUGAAAUAGAGGAAUAUGAAGAAGCACUAGCUUUAGCCAAAAAGUACAAUUUGGAUCAUGAUUUGGUAUAUCAAACAGAAUGGAGAAAAUCUGAAUUUUCAAUUGAUGCAAUACAAGAGCACUUAAGUAAAAUCAGUAAAAGAUCAUGGGUCCUCAAUGAGUGCAUAUCUCGAGUACCUGAAACUUUAGAAGCUACAAAAGAAUUGAUCAAUUUUGGUCUACGCAGUGCAAAUUUAGAAACACUCAUAGCUAUUGGUAUACACGACAAUGGUAAAUUUACUUCUGUCGAAGUAGACGAUGAUGAUGAUUAUGAUUACAUUGAUGAUAAUGUUAAAGAAUUUGAACUGAGGCAGAUACAGAAAAUCAAUCAGACCUUGGAUACCAUCAACAGAGAUCACUUAAGUGAGCCUCAAAAAGAGUUGAUUAGAUACAGGAAAAAGCUUCUGAGUCAUUUAGAUAAGCUACAAAUAUAUGAAAUACUUUUGGAGUCACCUAACAAAUUUGACAAGAAAUUCUAUGAGGAAUUCAGACAACUGUCACCAGUUGAAAAUGCUGUCAAGUUUGCUAAAAGUUCUAACUGUCGAGGAGUGGAAGUCAUGUUCACCUAUUACAGUUUGCAAUUAAUGCCCCACUGGCUGACAAUAAUUAGCUUCUUUCCUGAAACCUUGAAUCCAGAAAAGUAUCAAAAACUUCUGCCAGAAUGUGAUUUAGAAAGUCGUUUAUUUUUAUUGUACCAACAAGAAUUGAGACCAAAAGAUUGGGUCGAAAGAGCUAUGUUUGAUAAUAUCCCUAAUUUGGAUAGAAAUGAAGAUUUAGAAUUUAUUUAUGAGGUUAAAAAAUCGCUUUCAGUGUACCGAAGUAAAGAGCUUACAAUGGAUUUGUUACAAAAAUGGUAUAGUGACAGAGCUUAUGAAAUUGAACGCGAGAGCCGUUUAGUGGACAACGCUUUGGCUCUAAUAAACAUUGGAAAAUCGCAUAAUAUUAAAAAUUUAGAAAAUUUACUGUUUCUAUUAGAAUCUCUGGAUGAUCUUGUUUACAAAGUUGGUCUUGAAGAAUUAUCUUUGACAGAAAUCGAAAAAUUAGAUGACUUGAACAAAAUAAAAUUGUUAAUGUCGAAAUCUAAUGAAAAAAAUUUUGUCAACAACAUUAAAACUUUGUUGUUGCCUUAUUCAAGAAGGAAAAAAAGAUAUAAUGAUGAUAAAUUGGAAAGAAAUUUAUUGUAUGAUUAUUUAGUACUGCUAAGUAAAUCAGACUUAGCGCUUCCAGUGACAUUCUUCAAGUCUUUGCAAUCAUCUUGUGAUCCCGAAAUUUUUGAUGCAAUAAAAAGUGUUACUGCUUUAGCAGUAGAUUGUAUUUAUGCAUGCACCCAUACAGACAUGUAUGAGAAAGCUAAAGCUAUUUAUGAUGCAAUGGUGAGCUUAGCCAGAGGAAGGGAAGAUAGUAGCAUCAAGUUCAAGGAACUUGAAAAAGAGUUGAAAUGUUUACAAUUAUUGAGUAAGUACGAGGUUCUGAUACCGUUUCAUCAAGUUAGAGAUAGCAAGCAAAAUUCUUCAGGUGCUAAAGAGCUUUUAACAGAAAUGAGCCAAAAUUUAACAAAAAUAUAUCCACAUGCCAAUGAGAAAAACUGGUUACAAAUGUUGAAUGACAUGCUAGAUAUUCAGGAACAAGUAUUUAGUUGUCUAGACAUAGAGAUCUGUUUUGAAAUAUCUAUGCUAGCAAGAUUAAAAUCACAAUCUAUAAAUGCAAUCAGAGGUUGCACCAAUUUAAUGGAAACAAAAGCAAGUGGACGAUCCCGACUUAAAGUUUCUCAUGAACGAGCCAUUGAUUUCGUUUUAGAAGCCAGUAACUACUACUUUAAUAAUUCCAAAAGCCUGAUAGAUCCAGGCAUGGAUUUGGCUAAAGAGUGCCUUCAUUUAAUAAAUGAGAAUAAUGACAGGGUAAGAGAGGAGUACGAUCUAAUUGAGUCGUUACAAUUAUUAAACGAGUUUCACAUAAACAUUCUGCCGCUUCAAGUGAGGAUGCUGCAGGAGCGACUGAAGCUCAUCGAGGACUGCUUAAAUAGUCAUAAAGACGCGUACAAGAGCAAACAAAAGCUGCUGAAUUUAUCCAAGUACUUGAGAAUCGAGCAAAAGAACAACCGCUCGCGAGAAGGAAAAGUACUGAACUUAAUAGCGAAGAAGGCAUAUGGAGUCAGUGACUAUAACUUUUGCGCAUCUGUCUUGAAAGACAUGAUCAAGAAUAAUUACCAGAUAGCCUGGGGCAUUGCCAAGGAUUUGGCCUGCUGUGAUGAGUUUGAUGACUUACAGUUUCGCAAGAGCUGCAUUUGGUUUGCCAUUCACUAUGGCCCGAGUGACGUUAUCGAGGGUUUGAUAAAACGAGCCAAUUUACUUGAGGUUCAAAUUUUAAAUUUUCACUUGGUGAAGAUAAUGUCAGUCGAAGGCGAACAACGAGAGGAUCAAGAGAACGUCGAUGGUGAUAGUGCAGAUUUACUAAGUAUGCCUUUGGUCGAAAAUAAAGAAUUCGUUCCGAAAAUCGUGCAAACAUCUACUGAGCUGGUUAAGAGCUCGGCUCAAAUCGCAACGAAGUCGACGUUGAAUUUGAUCAGAAAUGCAAGGAACAAACAUUUUUGGGCGUCAAAGUUGAGCUUCAGCUUCUUAGAUAAUAGUAAUCAAUUCAAAGUGACUGAUGAGGACGAAAUCCUACCUCUAAAGAAGCCAGAAGAAUCGCUUAAGUUUGCCUGUUUUUAUAAAACUCUGCAUGAAAACUGCGGAAUAAGUCAUAUUGACACAAAGUACUCGAAAUUUUCAAUGGAAGAUUACGAUGUUAAGUUGAAAUUGGUGCAAACUUUGUUGAGAAUAUAUUUGCUGAACGAAACUGCCUCUUACGGUGCUGAAGUCAGUGAUAUCAAUCAUUUGUUACUUGAGUGCGCUGAGCGAACCGUCACGGAAGAUUGCAUUGCGGGCAUGAGUUAUUUAUUGAAUCUAUCCGAUAAGCAUUCAACGAGCAUCGAAGACACCUUUGAAAUUUUACCUCGAACCAAACUAUAUUGUCAACUCAAUGCUUAUUUCUAUUCAUUGAAACUGUAUUCCCAACUUUAUCCAGAUAGUAAUAAAGUAUUUUUAUACAGUCCUAAGAAACUUAUUACACACAUGUCAAAUGCUGAAAUUUCGAAUGAAGAUGAUUAUCAAAUUAAAUUGAAGAGGAAAAUAAAUUUUUUUUUGCAACAACAGAACGAUGAAAAAAAAGAAGGAAAAGAAAGUAACAUGGAGAAAAAGAAUACCAUAACUAAAGUUGAGAUAAAAAAUUACAAGGUUGAUAAUAUGCAGUCAGAUAUGCAUAGUGUGGAUGAUAAGUUUAACGUAAACAAGAAGCAUGUGUCGAGUAAUGUUUCUUUAUCAGAAGAAUUGGGUGACUGGGGUGAUUGGGGUGAUGAGGAAAACGCUGAGUUUGGUUCUAAUUCUCAUAAGACAAAUGCUUGUGGUGAACCUAUGCUGCAAGAGAAAUAUAAUAGUGAUAAUAAAUUAGAAGUAAAACGAAAGUGUACGCUCGAUUAUUCUCCAGUAACAGAAGAACUAGAUGCAUGGAAUGAUUGGAAUGAUAAAGAAAAUUCUGAAAUUGAAGUUGACGAUGAAAAUGAAAUUAAUGCAGUAUUUUUAGAAAAAUGUGAAAGCCUUGAUGAUAAAUUCAAAUUAAAAAGUUAUUCUGACUGUAACAAAUCAUUAGAAAAAUUAGGUGAAUGGAACGAUUGGAGUGAAACAGUUAAAUUUAAUUUUAAGAGUGAUGAAAAUAAAAAUAAAAUCUUAAACAAAAAAUAUUAUAGCAAUAAUAAAUUGGAAGUUGAUAUACAAUCAUCAUCCAAUUGCACUGCAUUCUCAGAAGAAACAGAUGCUUGGGGUAAUUGGAACAAUGACUGGGCUGAUGAGCCAGGUUCUAUAAGUGAUAAUGCAAAAAAAAUUCCAAGCACUGUCACUCCUCAGUCAGUUAGUUCUUCUCGUGAAUUAAAAAAUGAUUUAUUGGACGAGAAAAAUUACGAGAACAUUAUAACUGAAUUUUCAAAAAUAAAAACCUUUGAUGAUUAUAAAAAAGUAAAACUAAUGUUACUAGAUCAGCCGAACUGGUCAAUGCUUAAAUUCAAUGAUAACAAUCCAGCGCUGGAAAUGAUUGUCAAAAUAACAAGUAUAAAUGCGACCAACAAUAAUAGCUACAAUGAUGAAGUUUUUGAAGAAAUCGCAGCUUUCUUCGACAGAUGCACGGUUCCUCAAAUCGUGUUAACGGAAUUCCUUCAAGAGAAGAAAUAUUUUUUUACAGUGGAACAGUUUAUAUAUUUGCAAUUGUGCUCUACAAAUUUAUCACUUCAUCAAAAAGCUGUUGAUAAUAUAAAAAAAAAUUAUAAGGCAUUGAAAUUGAAUUCAGCCAUACUAGAAAAAAUUUUUUUCAACAACCUCACCUCAUCGUUCGACGUAAGUCAUGACCUAUACUACCGAAUACUGGAAGAAGUAUUUUUAAACAGAACCUUACCCGAAAUCGAGGAGAACGUCAAAUUGCUGAUAAACAAUUUAGUCGAACAGAGCAACAUUCCGCAUGCUAUAGCUCUAUUUAAUCAGCUCGAGGGUACACCAUCAUCGCUAAGCACCUAUGGAAAUUGUAUUGAAAUGCUGUUCAGAAAAUUAAACUAUGACGAUUAAUUGUCUAU